AUGACUCUCUUCACCAAACGAAUCGGAGAAGGCGUAAUGCUAGUUCAGAUUUAUGUGGACGAUAUCAUCUUCGGGUCAAUAAAUGAGGAGCUGUGUAAAGAAUUCGAGACCGUCAUGAAGGCAAAGUUCGAAAUGAGCAUGAUGGGAGAACUGACGUUCUUCUUAGGAUUAGAAGUGAAGCAAAAGGAGGACAUCAUUCUUAUUCACCAGGCUAAGUACAUUCGGGAUAUUCUCACAAAGUACAACAUGAAUGACUACAAAGUUGCAAGCACCCCGUUCGCCUCACAGACUGAGCUUACUCUAGAUCCUCAAGGAAAACCAGUGAAUAAGUCCUUCUACAGCUCCAUGAUAGUGAUCAUGCAGGCUGUAAAGUGGAUCGCAGGUCUGUAUCAGGAGGAUGUCAAUUCUUGGGAAAUCGUCUGA
Molecule: messenger RNA, 423 nt
Organism: Helianthus annuus (common sunflower)
Lineage: Eukaryota; Viridiplantae; Streptophyta; Magnoliopsida; Asterales; Asteraceae
Exons: 2
Coding region: 1-423 (140 amino acids)
Source: RefSeq, a predicted model, not a curated record